AUGCCUGUCAGAAAGCCUAGCAAGUACGGGAACAAGUUCCGGUCCGGUGCUGCGUCCUUCAAUCCGAAACGAACAAAAACAGUCGAGUUCUCCUCCCUCCGGUCGACGGAAGCCACCUCGCAGGAUGAGAAAUUCGAGGCGAUCCGGCUGGCGAACAGCAUCGACGAGUCCCUGGGCUUCCCGCGCUUCGAAGCCGGCGAAAAGCGCGUGGGAUGGCUCAUCAACAUGCACAGCACCUCAAUAGAGGACUCGAAUGUCCCCGGGGGCCGCGCCGGUGUGGACUACUAUUUCCUGGAGGACGAUGGAGGAAGUUUCAAGGCGACCGUCGAGUACGAUCCUUAUUUCCUCAUUGCGGUCAAAAAAGGACAUGAGAUGGAGGUGGAGGAAUGGUGUCGCCGCAUGUUCGAGGGAGAGAUCAAGAAGAUCUCGCGAGUCGAGAGAGAGGAUCUCAAAUUGCCGAAUCAUUUGCUGGGACACCGAAGAACCUUCCUUCAGCUGAACUUUUCGAAUGUCAGCCAUUUGUUGGAUGUGCGAAAGACGCUUCUUCCUUUGGCGGAGAAGAAUAAGAAGAACGUGAAUGUGAUGGAUACUUACGUGGAGGUUUCAAGCGCCAACGUUGGCUUUGAUCUCUUUGAUGACGAACUAAUUAAUGAGGCACGAUCUAAUGGAAAUACGCAAGCGAGUGAUUUUAUAAUUGAUAUUCGAGAAUACGAUGUUCCUUACCAUGUUCGAGUGGCGAUUGAUAAAGAUAUCCGAAUAGGAAAAUGGUACACGGUGGAGGCAAAACAUGGCGUCAUAUCAUUGAAUUGCAUUGAGGAGCGAUUACAGCGAGCUGAUCCGGUUGUGCUCGCUUUCGAUAUUGAGACAACGAAACUACCUUUGAAAUUUCCCGAUUCCGUCAUUGAUCAGGUCAUGAUGAUUUCUUACAUGAUCGAUGGCCAAGGGUUUCUCAUCACCAACCGCGAGAUCGUAUCUGAGGACAUCAACGACUUCGAGUACACGCCCAAGCCGGAGUACAGCGGACCCUUCAUAAUUUUUAAUGAACCUGAUGAGCGCGGCGUCCUUGAGCGGUUCUUCGAACACAUCAAAAUUGCCAAGCCAACGGUUAUUGCGACCUACAACGGUGACUUCUUCGAUUGGCCGUUUGUUGAAGCAAGAGCCAGUGUAUUGGGAAUCGACAUGUACAUGGAAAUUGGCUUUCGCAAGAAUAGCGAGGACAUCUACCAGAGUGACAACUGCGUACACAUGGAUUGUUUUGCUUGGGUCAACCGUGACAGUUACCUCCCCCAAGGCAGUCGUGGCUUGAAAGCUGUCACCGUUGCUAAACUUGGGUAUGAUCCCGAUGAGCUUGACCCGGAAUUGAUGACGCCCUAUGCAAGUGAACGCCCGCAGACUCUGGCCGAAUACUCAGUCUCCGAUGCCGUGGCCACAUAUUACCUAUACAUGAAAUACGUCCACCCGUUCAUCUUUUCUCUAUGCACAAUUAUUCCUCUCAACCCUGACGACACGCUACGCAAGGGAACUGGAACGCUUUGUGAGAUGCUUCUCAUGGUGCAAGCCUACAAGGGCGAAAUCAUUCUGCCGAACAAACACAAGGAUAGCCCGGAGUCUUUCUACGAAGGCCAUCUACUUGAGUCAGAGACUUAUGUGGGUGGUCACGUCGAGAGUCUUGAGGCUGGCGUAUUCCGAAGCGACAUCCCCGUCAGCUUUAGCGUUGACCCUACGGCUGUCGACGAACUUCUCCGCGACCUCGACGCAGCUUUGAAAUUCAGUAUCGAAGUAGAAGAGAAAAAGUCGAUGGACGACAUCGUCAACUAUGACGAGGUAAAGGGCCAAAUUACAGAGCGCUUGAUUAAUUUGCGAGAAAACCCGGUCCGAGACGAAGUGCCGUUCAUUUACCAUUUGGAUGUUGCUUCCAUGUAUCCGAAUAUCAUGGUUACAAACCGACUUCAACCAGAUUCCAUGAUCCAAGAAUCAAAUUGCGCCGCCUGUGAUUUCAACCGACCCGGAAAGACUUGUGAUAGACGAAUGCCGUGGGCAUGGCGAGGUGAAUUCCUGCCAGCCAAGCGUGACGAGUACAACAUGAUUCGGCAGGCAGUUGCAAAUGAGCGGUUCCCAGGCAGGAACAAGAACAGCCCAAUGCGACUUUUCAGCGAAAUGAGCAUCGAAGAGCAGGCCGCAAUCGUGAAGAAAAGAUUGCAAGAUUACAGCAAGAAGAUUUACCACAAGAUCCAUGACAGCAAGACACUGGUGCGAGAGGCGAUCAUCUGUCAGCGCGAGAACCCGUUCUAUGUCGACACCGUUCGCAACUUUCGAGACCGACGAUACGAUUUCAAAGGCAAACAAAAAGUGUGGAAGGGCAAAGCUGACUCGCUUAAAUCAUCUGGUGCUCCCACCUCCGAGGUGGACGAAGCGAAGAAGAUGAUCAUUCUCUUUGACUCUCUCCAACUUGCACACAAGGUUAUUCUGAACAGUUUCUACGGUUACGUCAUGAGAAAGGGUUCCCGAUGGUACUCUUUGGAGAUGGCCGGUGUGACAUGCUUAACAGGUGCUCGGAUUAUCCAAAUGGCCCGAGAACUCGUUGAACGUAUCGGACGACCACUGGAACUCGACACAGAUGGAAUUUGGUGUAUGCUUCCAGGCAACUUCCCCGAGAACUUUUCGUUCACCCUCAAAAAUGGAAAGAAAUUGGGCAUCUCGUAUCCCUGUGUCAUGUUGAACCACCUCGUCCACGGAAGCUAUACCAACCACCAAUACCAGACUCUUGUUGACCCGAAAACGUUCCGUUACGAGACGCACAGCGACAACUCCAUCUUCUUCGAAGUUGACGGGCCUUAUAGGGCAAUGAUCCUACCCACUUCCAAGGAGGAGGACAAGAAUUUGAAGAAACGUUAUGCCGUAUUCAACCAUGAUGGCUCUCUUGCUGAAUUGAAGGGAUUCGAAGUCAAACGACGAGGAGAGUUGAAAUUGAUCAAGAUUUUUCAAACUCAGAUCUUCAAAUUCUUCUUAGAAGGGCAGACUCUCGAGGAAACAUACCGGGCCGUGGCCCGGGUAGCAGAUCGAUGGCUGGAUGUGCUUUACGAGCACGGAUCGACCUUGGCCGAUGAGGAGCUCAUCGAUCUGAUUUCGGAAAACAGGAGUAUGACGAAAACCCUGGAGGAAUAUGGCAACCAAAAGUCAACUUCCAUCACAACUGCGCGACGUUUGGCGGAGUUCUUGGGAGAGCAAAUGGUCAAGGAUAAGGGCUUGAACUGCAAGUAUAUCAUAUCUUCGAGGCCUCGUAACACACCUGUCACUGAGCGUGCUAUACCCGUCACCAUAUUUUCAGCCGAGGAAAAUGUGAAGCGCUAUUUCUUGAGAAAGUGGCUGAAGGAGGAUCCUGGGGAUAUGGACCCUCGAAGCGUGAUUGACUGGGACUACUAUCUUGAACGUCUGGGCUCUGUGGUGCAGAAGCUCAUUACGAUUCCAGCUGCACUCCAAAAGAUCAGCAACCCUGUUCCGAGAGUGGCUCAUCCAGACUGGCUUCAGCGCCGGAUCAACAUGAAAGAUGACAGGUUCAAGCAGACAAAGAUGACCGAUCUAUUCGUUAAGUCCGAAAAGAACCCGCUCUCGGACAUUUCGACAAAUAUCCUUGACCACCGCGUCCAGCACCCAGGUGACAUGGAUGAGGCGAUUGCAAACUCGACACAAAAGUCCAAGUCAUCACCCAACAACAAGGUUUCUCAGAAGAGAAAGCUUCCUGAGGGUCACACGAAAACCUCUCUUGAUCCUUUCGCCAGUCUCCCGGCAAAGAUGCCACCGAUGGAGGAUGAUUAUGUCGGGUUCUUGAGAUACCAAAAGCAGAAAUGGAAGAUUCAAAAGCAAGCCCGUGUUCGUCGUCGUCAGCUCUUUGGUGAACGAGCCAAUACUGGCACAGAUGCAUUGAGCCACCUGUUCAGAAACCAAGCUGAAUUGCUCUAUAUCAGUACAUGGCAAGUGCUCCAGCUGGCGGAAACAUCAAGACCCGGCAUUGUGCGAGCUUUCGUCCUGAUCGACCGAAAAGUUCAUGCCUUGACCGUCAAGGUCCCCCGACAGAUCUAUGUCAAUUUGAAGCAGGACUCGCUUCCGGAUGUCGACGUCCCUGAUUGCGAAGUCGAGAAAGUCAACCACACAUUACCCAAUGGACACCCUUCUGUGCAUCUGUUCAGAUUGACACUAUCUGAGGAGACCUUUAUACAUGAGGCCGACAAGAUUGACCUGCUUUUGCAACAUCCCAGUGUUGAGGGUGUUUACGAAAAGGGUAUCCCGCUAAGUGUACGCGCCGUCCUGAAACUCGGAAGCAUUUGCACUUUCGAUGAAGAACAGCGCGGUGUCCUUGGAGAAGGAUUAGACCGCGGAUUCGACCUUUCGACGCUGUGCCGUACCCCCUCCGAGCAACCAUAUCUUCUGAACACGCCGUUGGUUUAUCAUUACUUGUACCAUGUGACCUCAGGAGACAGACAGAUCUUUGCUCUCUUUUCCACCGCCAAGAGCGAGGCGCAUAUCGUCAUUCUCAAUCGGACGAGAGAUGUCCAAGGACUUCCCAAUGUGGACAAGAUCUACUCGGAACUGUUAAUGCGCAGGAAGCAGAACACGGAAGGGGAUCAAGCUCAGGCGGCAUUUGAAUACCAGGACAAGAUCCACUUCAGGACGACCCAGGUUACGACCAAAAGAAAGGCGUAUCUAGAAGUCGGCGACUUGGUCAAAAAACUCAAGAGCGAUGAAACCCAGCCAUCUAUUUUGGUUAUUCAAUCGCAGCAGAGAAACCGAUUGUGCCACGAUAUCCCCAUUCUCAAAGAUUAUCCUGUUCUUCCUGUGAAGCCUGAGGUAUCGGAUAUGGAUCUUCCUCCGUUGGGCUGGCAAUCUUUCAUAGCUAGGAGACUGGUCACGCAUUACCUGUAUCUCUCUGCUUGGAUUCAGCAUUUGACCCUGCUCGCCAGGUACGGUGAUGUCCCUCUCUGCAAUCUGGAGAGUGAUGAUCCCCGGUAUCUCAUCGAUAUCUCAUACGCCCGGCGACUGCAGCAGAACAAUGUUAUUCUGUGGUGGUCUCCAAGUCCAAGACCCGAUCAUGCAGGAUACGAGAAGGAUGACAUCACUGGUCCAUUGGAGAAGGUCUCUAUGCCGUCCGUCAAUGUCCCAUGCGCUUACGACACGGUGUGUAUUGAAUUGGAAGUGCGCAAUUUGUCAAUCAACACGAUCUUGACUUCCUCCAUCAUCAGCGAAAUGGAAGGAGCCGAUACGCUGUUAGCGGGCUCUGAUGCACCCGCCGAUACUAACGGCGCAGGCGUUCUAUACUCCGAAAAGGCAUUUACCUCAGCUGGUGCUGUUGUCUUACGAGAGAUGGUCAAACAUUGGUGGACCGAGGCGUGCGAGGGGAACACGAUGGCCGACAUCAUGGUGCAGCAUCUGAUCCGAUGGGUCGAGAGUCCAAUUUCGUGUCUUUACGAUCGGUCUCUGCACCACUACGUGCGAAUGCUGUCCCGCAAAUCUUUCCAGCGACUUAUGGUGGAAUUCCGGCGUGUUGGUUCGAAUAUUGUGUUCGCCAGCUCCACCCGCCUUUUGCUUCAGACGACCAAAACGGAGGUCGGUAAUGCCUAUGCGUAUAGUCAGUACGUGCUCAAAUCCAUUCGGGCAAAUCCGUCAUUCCACUUCAUCGACUUGGAGAUUAAAGAGUACUGGGACUACCUUGUCUGGUAUGAUGAAUACAAUUACGGUGGAAAGGGAUGCCGGGAGGUUACCGGAGCGGACGAGCAGGAGCUCGAAACCGUCAUGCAUUGGCAACUCAGUCGCUUCCUGCCAGCCCCAAUGCAGUCCAUCUUCAAUGAUUGGGUGGUAGAGUAUAUCGACUUGAUGCAUGGCAUCAAACAUCCAGAGAACGACAACUCUUCCGCGCCUCGGCCAACGCAGAUUCCCCUUACACGCCCGACCGAUGAGGACAGUGAGGAAGUUUCGGCUGUCCUUGCCGAGAAAUUCUCGAAGCCGAUGAAGAAGCAAAUUUCGGGUCUUAUUCGCCGUCAGCGUGAAGAAAUGCUUCACCCGGAACUCGCGUCUGACUAUGCAUUCCCUAUGCUUCCUGGGGUUCUGUCAGACCCCAACGACGAGAAGCGCAACCCUGUGUUGGAGCUGGUCAAGCUCCUGAUGCAGAUUCUAAGUCUGUCCAAGACCACUACCCUCGAAACGCGUCUUCUGCGUCGAGAGCUUCUCGCCCUGUUCGAGGUGCGCGAAUUUAGCAAAGAAGGCCGAUUCGAGAACCCGGCCGCCAGUCUCAAACUCCCGGAGCUCACCUGCGGUGCUUGCUGCCUGAUCCGCGAUCUUGACCUUUGCCGCGACGAAGACGUCCUUCCAGACCCCGGAUCCGACCCGAGCAAGGCGGCCACGAAGCCCUGGCGCUGCCCCUUCUGCCAGACCGAAUAUGAUCGACUGGCGCAGGAGGAGAUUCUGAUCGGUCAGGUUCAGGGGAUGAUAGUCGCGUGGCACACGCAGGAUCUCAAGUGCUCGAAAUGCAAGGGCCUGAAAGUCAGCGACUUCAUGGAGCAUUGCUCGUGCAGCGGCAGCUGGGUGGCCACGAUGGACCGGGCGGAGAUGGAAAAGAAACUGCGCGUGUUGGAGAGCGCUGCGAAGUUCCACGGAUUGAAAUUACUGCAGGGAGUGGUGGAGGAGGUUCUUAGGCGCAUGUAA
Molecule: messenger RNA, 6696 nt
Organism: Aspergillus affinis
Lineage: Eukaryota; Fungi; Ascomycota; Eurotiomycetes; Eurotiales; Aspergillaceae
Product: DNA polymerase epsilon catalytic subunit POL2
Exons: 3
Coding region: 1-6696 (2231 amino acids)
Biological process (GO): leading strand elongation; mitotic cell cycle; DNA replication proofreading
Cellular component (GO): epsilon DNA polymerase complex; nucleus
Molecular function (GO): DNA-directed DNA polymerase activity; nucleotide binding; zinc ion binding
Source: RefSeq, a predicted model, not a curated record